GCUCCCAACCCUUUGUCUCAUCACAACUCACAAGCUAAGCUGCCUAAGUGCCUAAUUAAGCUUAUUUCAUUCAAUACCAAAAACCCUUUUUGAGUUGUGACCAAUGGCCUCCAUCAUCACCCACUGUUUUCUCACGCUGUCUCUCCUUGCCCUGUUUGCAUGCUCGGCCCACGCACAGCUCUCGCCAAACUUCUAUGCGACUACGUGCCCAAACCUACAAGGCAUAGUGCGCAAUGGGAUGAGGCAAGCUGUCAACAGGGAAAGCCGACUGGGUGCCUCCAUCCUUCGCCUUUUCUUCCAUGAUUGCUUCGUCAAUGGUUGCGACGCUUCAAUCCUCCUGGACGACACAGCUACCUUCACCGGUGAGAAGAAUGCUUUGCCAAACCAAAACUCAGCACGCGGUUUUGAAGUAAUCGAUGCCAUUAAAUCUCAAGUGGAAGCCGCUUGCAGUGCAACAGUAUCGUGUGCAGACAUUCUUGCACUAGCUGCACGAGAUGGAGUUGUCUUGCUAGGAGGACCCUCAUGGAGUGUACCACUGGGACGACGAGAUGCAAGAACAGCAAGUCAAAGUGCAGCCAACAGCGAUCUGCCCUCCCCGUUUGCGAGCCUCUCUACCCUCAUUUCCAGCUUCGCUGCCAAGGGCCUUAGCGCGCGAGACAUGACAGCGCUUUCCGGAGCCCACACGAUUGGCCAAGCUCAGUGCUUCACCUUCCGAAACCGGAUAUACAAUGACACCAACAUCAAUCCCAACUUCGCUGCCGGAAGAAGAGCAACCUGCCCAGCCACAGGUGGAAACACCAACUUGGCCCCGUUCGACAUACAGACCCCGAACUUCUUCGAUAACAGCUACUAUCAAAACCUUGUGACUAGGCGUGGACUUCUCCAUUCGGACCAGGAGCUGUUCAACGGUGGUUCUCAGGAUGCGCUGGUUCGGACCUACAGUAUCAAUAGGUUUGCUUUUGCACGGGAUUUUGCUGCUGCCAUGGUGAAGAUGGGCAACAUCAGUCCCCUCAGUGGAACAAAUGGAGAGAUUAGAUUGAAUUGCAGGAGAGUGAACUGAUAUCCUCCUCCUGCUGGUACAUAUAAGAGUUGGGUGUUUCUAUGACUUAUGGUUUGAGAAAUUACAUUAUGUAACAUGCUUUCAAAUUUGGGACUACUGAAAUUGAGGGUUAAGCAUCAUUUGUACCUCAGUGUAUUUUCCUUUUUCAGUCA
Molecule: messenger RNA, 1212 nt
Organism: Nelumbo nucifera (sacred lotus)
Lineage: Eukaryota; Viridiplantae; Streptophyta; Magnoliopsida; Proteales; Nelumbonaceae
Product: peroxidase P7-like
Biological process (GO): hydrogen peroxide catabolic process; response to oxidative stress
Molecular function (GO): peroxidase activity; heme binding
Source: RefSeq, a predicted model, not a curated record